This is a messenger RNA of Danaus plexippus (monarch butterfly), 2786 nucleotides long. Its product is annotated as zinc finger protein 189-like. Gene Ontology annotation, biological process: regulation of transcription by RNA polymerase II. NCBI's taxonomy places the organism in Eukaryota, Metazoa, Arthropoda, Insecta, Lepidoptera, Nymphalidae. Gene Ontology annotation, molecular function: RNA polymerase II cis-regulatory region sequence-specific DNA binding; DNA-binding transcription activator activity, RNA polymerase II-specific; zinc ion binding. Bases 103 to 1455 code for a protein of 450 amino acids. Gene Ontology annotation, cellular component: nucleus. The transcript has 2 exons. The record is from RefSeq and is a predicted model, not a curated record.
ACCAUAUGACAGCUGACAUGUUUAAGAAGUUUUUGUAAACAGAUAGGUAAUCUUGAAAGGUUUUCUAAAUUAUUUAAUACAAAUUUUAGAGCGUGUUAAUAAAUGGAGGAUAAUAUGAAUUGUUGUCGCAUCUGCCUAGAUAUGGAAACUCCUCAUGUAUCAAUAUUAGAAGAUCCGACAAUACACCUGCACAUCAAAUCCUGCCUCCCAAUAACUAUAAAUGCAGGUGAUCACCUGCCAAAAUCAAUUUGUGAAUCCUGUAUAUCGCAAUUGAAUGAUUUUUACAAUUUCCAAUUAAACGCACGAUGUUCGCAGGAUUGGUUGGAAACAUCGCUUCAAGAAAAGACAAGAAAGACAAACGAAAUAAAAACUUAUGUACAACCUCUUCCUGACUCAGAAUAUAAUUCUGAUUCCCUUCUGGAGUUCCUGAAUAACACGGUAAACAUUGAUGAAUAUCUAAAUAAUCUAGGUAAAGAAGACAUUCCUGGGAUAGUGAAUAUGUUAGAUAGAACUGUCGGCCCGGAGUACAAAAUGAAUAACAAAUUAAACAAGGCACCUAGUCCAAAAAAGAAAGAAUCACCAAAUAAAACCAAAAAACCUAAAAAAAUGGAUAUAGAUAUCCUAGACUCUGAUAUAGAGGUCGUGGAAGAGUUAUUAAAGAAGGAAAUUGAGCCAAAGAGGAGGAAUAUAGACAAACAAUAUUCCUGUUUUGCAUGUAAGACCAAAGAGGAUAACAUAAAGAAACUCUCUCACCAUUUAAGUAUAUGUGACAAUGCAUUACGUACUUGUGUACACUGUGGUGUUUUAUUUGACUCCAAGCAAAAGAUGCGCCAACACUUACUGACUCAUAGUGUGCUGACACCAUUAACAUGCAACUGUGGACAACAAUUUGAUACUAAAGAGAGGCUUUUAGCUCACUGUAGGAAGUGUGAAAUAGAUCACAUUUCCUCUAUGGGAUUUCUAUAUUCUUGUAAACAGUGUGGAGAGACAUUCAGUGAGAGAUUUCCACUUUAUAAACAUGCAAAAGAUCACAUACAGAAAUCACAAGAGAGAGUUUGUGAUGUGUGUGGACACACCUUCAUUGGAAAUGAGGCUUUGUUUAAGCACAGGAAGGAAGAACAUGAGAAAGCUGAGAAGGUUUCCUACAGGUGCAAAGUAUGUAGUUUCUCUACAGCGGACCGCAAAUCAAUUUACAGCCAUGUACAGAAGCACACAGAAAUAAAAGAGCCUAAUCGUCAUUUGUGCGAAUUGUGCGGCCGGAGGUUUGCCACUCACGCCACAUUGCAAAGACACUCGUCAAAACACGCUUCAAAUAUUUCCAAAUGCCACAUUUGCCACAAACAGUUUGCAAAUUUAAAAUCUAAGGAGGAACAUUUAUUGGAACAUACAAAGAUUGUGAUGUGCGAGAAAUGUGGUCAGACUGUUAAUAGUCUGGAUAAACAUCAAUGUAUGUAAAAUAAGUAUUAAAUGAGAUGUUUCACUAAUUCUGAAUCAUCCAUCACCAUAAGUGAUCGCUCGGUGCUGGACGUGGGCCUUUUUCAAACUCUGCUACUUUACUUGGUGUUCUGCCUCCUAAAUCCAUGAUGAUUUCGAUGCAGUAACUGGGACUAUUAUUAUACUAAGAUAUAUAAGGUCCUCAACCUUUAGGCCCUAGCGAUAUUCGAAAACUUCUGGGCCCCAGUGGCCAUCAGAUCUUCGGGCUAUAUAUCCAGCCCACUGCCACUUGUGUUUACUUGUGUUACUUGUGCCGCAUUUCUAUUUUGAUUACGUAGUAAUACCAUCAUAGACUUUAAGUUUCUCAGUAAGAGGCCGCGUUUCUGAUACAUAUGAGAUUACUCGCAACAAAAAUUACUUGAAAUCUUUUGUCUUGAAACACUGCGGAAACUUCGACGAGAUUUCUUUUCAUUUCUUAAAAUCUGAAGUGUAGUGGUUAAAUAAUUUUCACUACAUUCUAUUGUCAUUUAUUUUAAAAGCAAGUUAAAUAAAUAAAAAUCCAAAAUGUUUACAGUUUGUUUAUAAUAAAUAUGACAAAAUAAAGCUUAACGUUCUAAAAGAUACAUUUAAUUAAUAAGUGAAAAAUCACCAAAAUUUUGACAGGUAUAUGCCGAUAAAAAAAUAAUAGUGAUUUUCUUAAUAUAAAGAUUUCCUUAGCAAAAACAAAACCACCCGCGGGAUCCGAAAUUGAAGAAAUCUGUGAAGAUAAUUCGAACCCUGUAGGGCAAUAGGUUGUGUAGAUCCAAAAGAAGUUUCAGAAACGUCGGUAUGCAGAUGCACUUCUUGUUUUUGCGGAUGCCUGAAAAAAAACCCGAUGUCUACAGGUCCUAUAACAACUCUUGUCGCCUAGAGUCAGCCGAAUUUUAAGAUCAGGAUUUCUUUGAGGAACAUUUGGACCAUGUGAAAGUAAAAAAAAUUGUUACGUUAAAAGUAAUUUUUUGUAAAAGAAUAUUUAAUUCUUGGAUUGUAUUCUUCUGUAUCUGACUGUAUCCACUUAAUUAUCUCACAUUAAUAAGAUAUCAUGAACGCUCGCCUAAGAUUGUAUAUGUAAACACUAAUGACCUUCUAUAAUUGUUCUGGCUGCUUUUUCAGCACUUAUUUCCGAGUAAUAGGAUACGAAGCGAUGUGAGGGCGUAGGGUACAGUCCUGUGGAAACAGUACCCAAGUACACAGAAGUGGUAGUAAUAUUUUUUGUCCACGUAUCCAAGCGAAGUUCUUCCGACAAUGAGUCCAUCAAACCUGUAUAAUAAUAGUUAUAUAUAAAUAUAAAUCGCUUGAAACCGAGAACAUAA